Molecule: messenger RNA, 4474 nt
Organism: Acanthochromis polyacanthus (spiny chromis)
Lineage: Eukaryota; Metazoa; Chordata; Actinopteri; Pomacentridae
Product: protocadherin alpha-8-like
Exons: 1
Coding region: 426-2885 (819 amino acids)
Biological process (GO): homophilic cell-cell adhesion
Cellular component (GO): plasma membrane
Molecular function (GO): calcium ion binding
Source: RefSeq, a predicted model, not a curated record
CUGUUAUUUAUUAUCUAGGUUGUAGCUAUCUAAUGAAGAUCACGUCUAAUCGUGGUAUAUUUCAUUAAUUCUGAAAAAUUGUAAGUACACUUUUUCCUGUUGUUUGCACAUAUCGAAACGUUUAAAUGUGACAUAAAAAGACAAUUUAAUACAAUGUAUCUGCACUGAAAUAACAGCUCGCAUGGUGUCACUGCUUGUGAAUCUGAACGACUCUUGGUUGAACAGCCUCUACGUCAGUAGUUUGGUUCUGUUUCGCGACAGGGUGCACUCAAGGCGAUGGCUUCGCAUAUUGGACUGUCUUAUAAACAUCCAUUCUAAUUCCAGUGGUUGUUAUUUUUGAUCGAAACGCAUUUUGCAGUGUAAACUUGCAUAUUGAUGACUGACCUCCCUUAUCGUUUGAUUUGUUUCUUUUUCUAAAUUUUACGAUGGCACGACGAGGGCGCAGCGCAUGGUUGCAGCGCCUGAUCCUUAUUGUUUCUUUGGGUCUCACUUUUAAUUUUACUUCGGCGCAGCUGCGAUAUUCUAUUCCUGAGGAGCUCACGGUGGGUGCUGUUGUUGGAAAUAUUGCUAAGGAUUUAGGACUGGAUGUUGGUGCUUUGAAUGCGAGAGGAUUUCGCAUCGUUUCUGGAUCGACUGAACCCCUGUUUCAACUCAACCACAAUGGCAUCUUGCACGUUAACCGCAAAAUAGAUAGAGAAGAAGUGUGCGAACGGACCACUACGUGCAUUAUUAACAUAAAGACAGUGCUGGAGAAUCCCUUAGAGGUGCAUUACGUCGGCGUUGAGGUUUUAGAUGUAAAUGACCACUCUCCCACCUUCUCGGACAAUGAAACGCAUCUAGAGAUCUCAGAAUCUGCUUUACCUGGAGCACGAUUUCAGCUACAAGGCGCCCGUGAUCCGGACAGCGACAUGUUCUCUAUUCAGCUGUAUAAGCUCAGUCAAAAUGACCACUUUCGAUUGGAAGUUAAAGAUAGAGGAGAGGAUGGAAAAAUUCCUAUGUUGUAUUUGCAUAAACCGCUCGACAAAGAAGCUGCAAGAAGUCAUAGAUUGUUGCUGACAGCGGUUGAUGGGGGAAAGCCUGCUAGAUCAGGAACAAUGGAAAUUAUCGUUCAUGUUUUAGAUGUGAACGACAAUAUGCCAGUAUUUGUCAGAGAAUCAUAUACAGCUGUACUUAAAGAAAAUUCGCCUGUUGGCACAACUAUCAUACAAGUCAAUGCCACAGAUUUAGAUGAUGGUUUAAAUGGGGAGGUUGUUUAUUCGUUUGGGAAUAAUGUCAAUAACAAAUUACAUAAACUUUUUGAGGUUGAUGCAAAUACAGGUGAUAUUAUUGUUAAAGGACUCUUAGAUUUUGAAGCAAAAGAUAGAUAUGAGCUUGAUAUUAAAGCUUCUGAUAAAGGACCAGUCCCGCUGGAAACAGAAAAAAGUGUUAUAAUAACUAUUGUAGACCUGAAUGACAACGCACCUGAGAUUGAGGUGACAUCCUUUUCGAGUGCAAUUCCAGAAGACUCCAAACCUGGAACGACAGUAGCAUUGAUAAGUGUGAAUGAUGAUGAUUCAGGUGUAAAUGGAAAGGUCAUCUGUUAUAUAAGUGAGGAUGUACCCUUCACUUUAACACCUUCUUUACAAGAAAAUAUGUAUGCAAUAGUCACUAAAUCUCUGCUAGACAGAGAGCAUCAAUCCAAGUAUGAUGUAACAAUAGUUGCAAAAGAUGCAGGUGAACCUCCUUUAUCAUCUCAACGGACAAUGAGUGUGACAGUAUCAGAUGUGAACGAUAACAGUCCAGAGUUUUCAACAAAUCCAUAUACUUUUUAUGUCACUGAGAACAAUAUUGCAGGAGCCUCUUUAUUUUCUGUCAGUGCUUGUGAUUGUGAUGAGGGUGAUAAUGCUCUCAUAUCCUAUCAUAUUGUAAGAAAUAGUGAUGAACACAAAAAAUUGACAUCAUUUCUAAAUAUAAACUCUGAAAAUGGAGCUAUUGUGGCACUGAAAAGUUUUGAUUUUGAAACGUUGAAAACGUUUCAAUUCCAAGUUGUUGCCACAGAUUCUGGAGCUCCGUCUCUCAGCACCAACGUCACAGUCAACGUGUUCAUUCUGGAUCAGAACGACAACGCUCCAGUCAUCCUGUAUCCACUCAGCUCCAACGGAUCUGCUGAAGGUGUGGAGGAGAUUCCCCGCAAUGUCAACGCAGGACACUUGGUCACCAAAGUCAGAGCCUAUGAUGCUGAUAUAGGAUAUAACGGCUGGCUGCUCUUCUCACUGCAGGAACUCACUGACCACAGUCUCUUUGCUUUGGACCGAUAUACAGGACAGAUCAGAACACUUCGCUCAUUCACAGAGACAGACGAGGCUGAACACAAACUGGUCAUACUGGUCAAAGACAAUGGAAACGUUUCACUCUCAGCAACAGCUACUGUCAUUGUCAAACUUGUGGAGCCCAAAGAGGCUUUUGCAGCGUCUGAUGUCAAAAGUGCAGCAAAAGUUGAUGAUGAUGACAACGUGACAUUUUAUCUGAUGAUAACUUUGGGAUCAGUUUCUGUACUUUUUCUCAUCAGCAUCAUCGUGCUGAUUGCAAUGCAGUGCUCCAAAUCCACAGACUAUACUUCCAAAUAUCUGCAAGAGACUAAUUAUGAUGGGACACUGUGUCACAGCAUCCAGUACAGAUCUGGAGACAAACGCUACAUGUUAGUUGGACCCAGAAUGAGUAUAGGAUCUACUAUAGUUCCUGGAAGCCAUGCAAAUACUCUAGUGCUACCUGACAGGAGGAGAGCAUCUGAGGAGGUAAGAAAGAGUGUUGUAUUUAAAGACAGGUCUGAUAUUAAGCUAAUGACAAAUAAGAUCCGAGAAAUAAUUGUACAUAAAGUAGCAAAUCACACUAGCCGUUCCAAAUAGCGCAAUAGAAGUGGUCAACAAUUAUAUAAAAUUCAUCUGUGAGAGAAAUGAGGAGGUUUGUGUGAUGAUGAGACAGCAGAUUUAAGCUGUUGGUUUACAAAUCCCAGUGGGCAGCCGCAUUAGUGGGCUGGUGGACUGUCGAAAAAUCCAUCAAGUUUAAACUGGCCCUGUGUGUCUUUUUUACCAGACCUCUCUGUGUGCCUGUCAUUUGAGGAGAAUGUGAGCAUGCUGACUCCCAUCUAUUCUCCUAGGCCAGUCCCAGCAGACAAUUUCAGGACUGAAUUUCUUUCCCAGGAGAACCCUGGUUGUAUGACUCAUAUAGACCAGAUUGUUACCUGAUUAGCAAAUUAAACUGCAGUUGGUGUGCUAGGUUGGUAGCUUAAUGCUUAAUGUUGUCUCCGAGUUUAAAAUCUAAUUUAUCUCAAGAAAUGACAUUCUAUUACAUGUUUCACCCCAAACUCCAAGAAAUAACUAGCUUCAUGUUAUAUAUUAUGGCAAAUUAUUCAUCAGAUUAGUCAGAAUAUAAAAGGGAUGCUGGUGCAAGUAAUAAUACUUACCCUAGUGUCUGUCAUUAUAACAGAACUUAACAACAGAUUUAAUGUCCCCUCAUUGCUGCUUUGUAUGUCAUGCUAUUUGAGGACCAGCUAUUAAUAAUUUAAAAUGAAAUGUGUCUAUUUCAGGCCAUGUGUUGUGUGUAGAUCAUAAACUGGCUUUGAAAGAAAAUAAGUGCCUCACUUUAGCAGAUUUGUGAAGUAAGGAAAAGUUUUGGAUUCCAUUUAAAAGAAAAGAAAAAAUACAUGAAGUAUAGUUUACUUCAGUGACAAGUGGCCUUCUGUGUCAGCUCUCCUGAAAAUAGCACAUAUCAUUUGUGAGCUAGUAUAUGCACAGGAAUCUUUGUUCUCACACCUUGUAUUGAAGCGUUUCUUUAAAUCUGCAUUAAUUGAUAAUCCAGAUGAGCAAAAACAGCUACUUGAAAAACAUCCUGUGUAAUAUUUAUGCAUAUUUAUGUUUUUUUUUUCUCCUUUCAUCGCGUAUAUCUGUUAGGGUUAAAUGUGUGUGACUGGCUAAGAGAGUUUUUUGAGGUCUGUGCUUGCUGAUGUAGUAGAGGUGAUUGAGUGUGCCAUGAAUGGCUGGAGUUAAGACAGAGAGAUGGGUAGAAAGAGCCUGAGGCAGGUGUGCAGUGAAUCACAAUGUGCAGCCAGUCCAGUGGGGGAGAUCUCAGUUCACUCCAGGACUGAAAAAGCAAACACUUUAUAUUUUUGCUAUUUUUCAUUUGAUUAGCUUAUUCUGCUCAGGGCUCAGAAAAUACUAGUGAUGUAAAAGGGAGUACACAGUUCACUGACAUGCAGUACUACACACAAGCUUUAUACAGCAUGAGCCCUUUUCAGUCACUAAAAAAUAGGUCAUAUAUUAUCACAUGUGUGGAGGUCUGAAUACUAGACUUCUGGGCUGAUUCUGUGUCGAAUAUUGUGUGUUGCCCAUAGCAACACACUGGGAGAUCCACCUCUCGGAGUCUACUGGUUUCCACAGACUAGCAUGCGCUCAGUGGUCUUAGCAACAGCAACGGAAGAGGAUGAACGAGGGAGGGA